GUUCUAACAGCAACACUAGCAGCAGCAAAGGACAAUAAUAAUAAUGAAGACUUUCGUCUGCAUCGCUGUCCUUGUGGCUACCGCCCAUGCUGGAAUUGUAGGUAUCGCCUCGACCGGAGCCUCAUCUCAGCAUCGCUCCGAGGAUGGACUCGGCAACUAUGCUUUUGCCUACGAUGAGGGCCAUGCCACUGGCGGGACUUUCCGCAAAGAGUCUGGCAACGCUCUCGGAGUGAAAAUCGGAUCGUACGGACUUCGUGAUGCUGAUGGUCGUGUCCGUACCGUGAACUAUGUUGCUGAUGCGGCUGGAUUCCGCGCCUCGGUGUCGACCAACGAGCCUGGAACCGCUCCUUCCCUUCCUGCUGCUGCCGCCUACAAUGGCGCCCCCGUUGCUAAAGUCGCCGUUGCCACCGCCCCUGUUGUGGCUGCUGCCUCGUACGCUGCCCCUGUUGCUGUGGCCGCUCCGGCUGUUACUGCUCCGGCCUAUGCUGCCCCUCUGGCCGCUCCGGCCUACGCUGCCCCUUUGGUCGCUCCGGCCUACGCUGCCCCUCUGGCCGCUCCGGCUUUCGCUGCCCCUUUGGCUGUCUCCGCUGGCGCUCCCGCCCAAUAUGCCGCCAACGUAUUUGCUCCCUCUGGUGCUCCCUGGGUAACAAUGAAGACCUUCAUUUGUAUCGCUGCCUUUGUGGCUACAGCCCAUGCUGGAAUUGCAGGUAUCGCCUCGACCGGAGCCUCGUCUCAGCACCGCUCCGAGGAUGGACUCGGCAACUAUGCUUUUGCUUACGAUGAGGGUCACGCCACUGGCGGGACCUUCCGCAAAGAAUCUGGCAAUGCACUCGGAGUGAAAAUCGGAUCGUACGGACUUCGUGAUGCUGAUGGUCGUAUCCGUACCGUGAACUAUGUUGCUGAUGCGGCUGGAUUCCGCGCCUCGGUGUCGACUAAUGAACCCGGAACCGCUCCUUCCCUUCCUGCUGCUGCCGCCUACAACGGCGCCCCCGUUGCUAAAGUUGCUAUUGCUGCCGCUCCUGUUGUUGCCUCUGCCUCGCAUGCUGCCCCUGUCGCUAUAGCAUCCCCGGCUAUUGCUGUUCCGGCUUACGCUACAGGUCUGACCGCUCCGGUUUACACCGCCUCUGUGGCUGCCUCCGUCGGUAUCCCUGCUAACUACGUCCCCAACGUGUUCACCUUCUCCGGCACUCCCUGGUAAAUGACGAACUCUGUUGGUGUAGCUGCUAUAGCAGUGACCAUUUAUGGCCACCAGCUUGCCGCUUCAGUCUACGUUAUUGCUGCUUACUAUGCUGUUCCUCUGGUCGUCCCAAACAUGAAAGCUCUCGUGUGCGCAGCCAACGUUUUUGCCCCGUUGGGCAUCCCCUGGACAGACGGGUUGUAACUAGAAAACUCUUUGAACAAAACAGAUGAGUUGUUCCGAUCGUGUUUCAUCUAUUUAUUUUUAAUCACUUCUAUCAACUUCAAAUACUGUUGAUCCUUUGGGAUUAUAUCAGUUACUUUGUCUUUCCUACGCUAAAAUCUCAACACGACUUAGCCUUUUCAAUUCUUUCAAUUUUUCUUUUUCAUAGUAGCGAUAUGAAUUCUUUAGUCCUUUUGUAUAUUGCACACGUUCACUGGUGAUCGUGUACCAGUUUUAAAAUUGUGAUGUACAUAAAGCGUAGAUUAUGUUACGUUCAUGAUAUUUACUCUCUAUACAAUUAGAGACGCCUACAAUAAUGAUCUUUUUUCUAUCGAUUAUGUGAUGAUUUUUCGUACAGCUGACAUAUUUAAUAAAUGAUAACUGAAAA
Messenger RNA from Varroa destructor (honeybee mite), 1787 nucleotides. RefSeq lists its product as uncharacterized. NCBI's taxonomy places the organism in Eukaryota, Metazoa, Arthropoda, Arachnida, Mesostigmata, Varroidae. The record is from RefSeq and is a predicted model, not a curated record. Gene Ontology annotation, molecular function: structural constituent of chitin-based larval cuticle. Gene Ontology annotation, cellular component: chitin-based extracellular matrix.